GGGGGGGGGGGGUGGGUGCUCGCUCGGUCUGUCGAGGUCACCGGUUCGUUGACGACAACGAGGAGGGUCGUUUCGUUUCCCGAGGGGGGUGUGGGGGUAGGAUUUGCGGGUCCUGCGGCAGCGGCGGCGGGAUGGACGUGCCGCAGCCGUCUCGCUCCGCGGCCGCCGGCGGCCGCGACGCCGGCGACCAGCCUAGGGUUUACCAGGUUUGGCGCGGAAGCAACGAAUUCUUCUUGCAAGGAAGGUUUAUAUUUGGGCCUGAUGUGAGAUCCAUAUUUCUCACUAUGUUCCUCAUCAUUGCUCCAGUGGUGGCCUUCUGCGUGUUUGUCGCCAGACACCUCAUUAAUGAUUUUCCAGGUGAUUGGGGCAUCUCAGUGAUGGUAGUGGCGGUUGUCUUCACCGUUUAUGAUUUGACGCUGCUUCUCCUUACUUCUGGUAGAGAUCCUGGUAUAAUACCUCGUAAUACUCAUCCUCCUGAGCCUGAAGGCUUUGAUGGGAGCAAUGAUAAUGGAGUUCAGACUCCACAACAAUUGCGCCUGCCUCGGACAAAGGAUGUCAUGGUAAAUGGAAUUAGUGUGAGGAUUAAAUAUUGUGACACCUGCAUGCUUUACCGACCACCUCGUUGCUCACACUGUUCUAUAUGCAAUAACUGUGUGGAACGGUUUGAUCAUCACUGUCCAUGGGUUGGCCAAUGCAUAGGACUUCGCAAUUAUCGGUUCUUCUAUAUGUUUGUAUUCUCAACGACGCUACUCUGCCUCUAUGUAUUUGCCUUCUGUUGGGUGUACAUAAUCAAGAUUAGAAAUGCCGAGAAUUUGUCAGUUUGGAAGGCAAUGCUAAAGACACCAGCCUCCAUCGUUCUGAUCAUCUACUGCUUUCUUUGUGUAUGGUUUGUUGGUGGUCUGUCCGUCUUCCAUUGCUACUUGAUGAGCACCAACCAGACAACUUAUGAGAAUUUCAGGUAUCGCUACGAUAGGCGGGCUAAUCCGUAUAAUAGAGGUGUAUUAAACAACUUUCUGGAGAUAUUCUGCACUCGUAUUCCUCCUUCAAAGAAUAACUUCCGGGCAAGGGUCAUAGUUGAGCAAGGGCUACAGCAAACCCGUGUACCAUCAAGAGGUUUUAUGAGCCCCAACAUGGGCAAACCUGUUGGGGAUCUUGAAAUAGGCCGGAAGCCGGUGCCUUGGGAUGAACCGAGGACGGCAGCUGAUAUUAGGGACUUGGAAGUAGGUCUCGGGGGCUUUUUGGAUGAGAAAGAGGGUAGACUAACCCAUGCAUCCCCAGAUCUGAGCAGGGAUGACCUUCCCGCUGAUCUUAUAGAAGGGCGAGAUGGCAUGCAUUCAAGACGGUCAAGUUGGGUUGAAAGAACUCGGACCAAAGAAUCAGUGGACAGUUUCAAUGCGGAACUGGUUGCUGCCUGGGAAGCUGUUAAGAGAGAGGAAUACAACGAGCGGACCACAUUAGGACAAAAUGAAUGACCGCAGAAACUUGUCAUCUCAGCUGUGCUUUGAACUGGUUGUUAAUCAGGUUACACAAUGAACUACAAUUUGUUUACCAUGUGCACCAGGGUAAAAAAGGUCCUGGAUCAUCUGUGUAAUCCCAAACACUCUUACUGUUGUUUUGUCUUUGGUAGUGCAUCACACACGAAGCUUUCUUCGUUGUGUUUGUUUGGUGUUUUAAGAAAGUAGUACAUGAGCUUCCAGGUUUGGAUGGGCUAUCUGUAUAUAUAUUUGUUGGAACAGUUUGCAACAAACGCUGUAUUUGGUUCUCUUGUGCUUCCCCAUGGAUGCUACUAAAAAUUGUGGAUAGCGAACCCAGUGUCGAACAAGCUACAACUUGUCAGAUAUGUAACUGAAAACAACUUUGGAUCCCCAGUUAAGUAGAAUUUCAUUCAAUA
Messenger RNA from Oryza brachyantha (malo sina), 1891 nucleotides. Its product is annotated as probable protein S-acyltransferase 7. Bases 132 to 1472 code for a protein of 446 amino acids. The transcript is spliced from 5 exons. Gene Ontology annotation, molecular function: protein-cysteine S-palmitoyltransferase activity. The record is from RefSeq and is a predicted model, not a curated record. Gene Ontology annotation, cellular component: endoplasmic reticulum; Golgi apparatus. Gene Ontology annotation, biological process: protein targeting to membrane; peptidyl-L-cysteine S-palmitoylation. NCBI's taxonomy places the organism in Eukaryota, Viridiplantae, Streptophyta, Magnoliopsida, Poales, Poaceae.